Messenger RNA from Vigna umbellata (rice bean), 1767 nucleotides. The record is from RefSeq and is a predicted model, not a curated record. Lineage: Eukaryota; Viridiplantae; Streptophyta; Magnoliopsida; Fabales; Fabaceae.
AGAAGAUUAAAACUAUAUGAUUGUUAUAAGAUGCAUUCAUCUCCUUCUCUGUCUUCCAGUAUUGCUUUCUCUUCUAACUCUUUCUGACCUCUCAUCAAUUUCUUUCCAUGGAUAACGCCUCCUCAUCUUACAAACUCCCACGGAUGUACGAUGUGCUCAUCAACUUCAACGGAGAAGACAUCCACAGAAAUUUUGUUUCUCAUCUCAAUUCUGUCCUCUCUACUGUUGGUCUCACCACUUUCCUUCAUCACCACAAUGCAGUGAAUUCAACUCACAUCCAAGAACCUAUUCUCAGCCGCUGUCGUGUAGCAAUUGUUGUUUUCACCCAAACCUAUUCUCAAUCUGCUUGGUGUCUUCAUCAGCUUCUACAAAUCAUCAAAUGGCACGAAACUUAUUGCCGACAUGUUCUGCCCGUAUAUUAUGAAAUCCAGCCAUCUGAUGUACGUCUUCAGAAGGGUGACUUUGGAAAAGCUUUGAAGGCAACUGCACAACAAACAUUUUCAGGACAAGAACUGGAGGAUGGAAUGUCCAGGUGGAGCCAUGCACUCACCAAAGCUGCAAAUUUCUUUGGAUGGGAUGAGAGCAAUCACAGGAGUGAUGCUGAAUUAGUGGAGAAAAUUGUUAAGAGCGUUGUUAAUUUACCAGUCUUGUCUGCUACUAAAUUUCCAGUUGGAUUACAAUCCCACGUGGAAGAUCUGAUUCGAACUAUAAAAAAUAAAUCCACUGAAGUUUGUAUGAUAGAGAUAUGUGGAGAGGAAGGAUCUGGUAAAACCACUCUUGCCAAAGCCAUCUACAAUCAAAUUCAUUGGACAUUUAAGGAGAAAAGUUUCAUGGAAAAUAUUUCACAAGUUAGAAGAAUAAGAGGGUAUCUUCGUUUACAAGAACAACUUCUUUUAGAUGUCUUAAAACAAAAGGUGGAGAUUCCUAACAUUGAUUUGGGAAGAAGUAUGAUUCGGGAAAGGCUUUCUGGAAAAAGGGUGCUCAUUGUACUUGACGGUGUUUCAUGCUUUAGUUUAUUCGACCUAUGGAACUGUGGUAAAUGGUUCGGCGAAGGAACUGUAAUAAUCGUUACAUCAACAUUUGAAGGAGUGCUGAACGAUGCUAAUUCUUUCUUUUGGGUAGAGCGAAUGAACGCAGAGGAGUCCCUUGAGCUUCUCAGUUGGCAUGCAUUUAGAGAAGCAAAACCAAAAGAAGAAUACUAUUACCUUGCAACAAAAGUAGUUAGUUAUUGUGGAGGACUACCACUAGCUCUGGAAGUCGUUGGAAGUAGUUUAUUUGAAAAGACGAAAAAAGAAUGGGACACUAUAUUGUCAAAAUUUGCGAUAGUUGGGAGGCAUCGUUUUUCAGAGAUAAUAAAAAUAAGCAUUGAAGGUUCACUGAAUGAAAUGGAGAAAGAUAUAUUCCUUGAUAUAUGUUGUUUCUUUGUUGGUAAGAGCAGAGCCUACGUUAGGAAGAUCCUAAACGGUUGUGGAGUAGACGCUGAUAUUGGAAUAAGAGUUCUUAUCGAGCGUAACCUCAUCACAAUUAACAAGAACAACAAAUUUGGAAUGCAUCCUUUGCUACAAAAAAUCGGAAUACAAAUUAUUCAAGAAAAUUUUGUAAAGGAUCUUGGGAAGAACAGGCGACUGUGGUUUGAUAAGGAUACAAAAUAUGGGACAGAAGACAUGCAGUGGAUGCCUGUGAAACUGCCUUCAGUUCUCAUUGCCUUAAAAAGUGUACAACCGACUGUAAAUUCUCAAUACCUUAUUAAGAAACUAAGAUGGAUCA